GUGUGUUGUUUAGAAGCUCUCAGUUGAGCGUUGCACCGACCGCCAAGCGGUUGGGGAAUCUUCAUCGUCUUAGUUUUUUCAAAAGUUUUAUUUUUUUAAUCAUUUUUUAUCGAUUUGGUUGUUUUUUUGGCAAACGUGAUCGCAUCGUAGUUUUGCUUGACUGGAUUUUCAAGUUGUGGAGGGCGCUUAGUUCGAUUUGAACCUCCGUAUUCCAGCCGCCAACAUAACAGAACACAAAAUUUUGUUAUUCUUAAAUGGCCGACUCAAGUGCUGAUCGUUUGGCUGUCAUUCACCGUCAUCUUUCCAGAGAUUCCGAUGGAAAGGCAGCAGGCCCUAAAGUACCAAGCUCUAUUCCGAAAAAGCGCCAAGAAUUGCUACGAUGGAAUGGAUGGGGCUACGAAGAUUCCGGUUUUGUUUUGAGCAAUCUCGGAACGGAACAAAAUCCAAAAUAUGUUUUCACUUUCAGUGGCAGUCGAUAUGAGAUUGCCAGUGCUGAUCUUCCACACUUCUUUGAUUGGGCUUACGCUACAAUUGGUGUUGAUCCUGCGAAAAAGAAGGACCCUCAAGGCGAACCAAGUUAUCCACCCCCAAUUGUGAAUGAAGGCUUUGUCAGCGAUUUGAAAAAUACCAAAAUCACAUUCUCUUUUGAGGGAAUGGACAGGCUCUUUCGUGCCCAUGGACACACAUUGCAUGACAUCGCCCUUUUGAGAGGAGGCCAGUUCCUCAGGAUACCAGAUGUUGUUGUUUGGCCAGAAUGUCACUCUCACGUGGAAGAAUUGAUAACCCUAGCAUCUAAACAUAAUGUCGCUAUCGUACCCAUUGGUGGGGGAACGAACGUAACCGGAGCAGUGGACUGUAAACAUGGAGAAAAAAGAAUGAUAGUCUCAUUAGAUACUUCACAGAUGAACCAAAUUUUGUGGAUUGACGAUGGGAAUUUGGUGGCUCAUGUCGAAUCUGGAAUUAUUGGAAAAGAUUUGGAAGAUCGAUUACAGGCAAGAGGCUAUACUACAGGACACGAACCUGAUUCAUAUGAAUUUUCCAGUCUCGGUGGAUGGGUAGCCACAAGAGCCUCAGGCAUGAAGAAAAACCGCUAUGGCAACAUUGAAGACUUGGUAGUUGCAUUGCGAGCCGUGACGCCCAACGGCGAAUGGCGAAGCAGCGGAACUUAUCCAAGAGUUUCUACUGGGCCCGAUAUGAAUCACGUGAUGAUCGGAUCAGAAGGAACCCUGGGAGUGGUUACGGAGGUAACUAUUAAGAUCCGCCCCGUUCCACCUGUACGAAAAUAUGCUUCAUUCGUCUUUCCAGAUUUUGAUUGCGGAGUUAAAUUCAUGAGACAAGUUGCUCGCGAUCGCUGUCAGCCGGCUUCCUUGCGUCUAAUGGAUAAUCAGCAGUUCCAGUUUGGCCAAGCACUGCGACCCUCAAAGGGCCCAUUCGGCCUAAUGGUCGACGGCCUCAAGAACUUUUACCUGACUCGUUUGAAAGGAUUAGACAUUGAAAAGAUUUGUGUCGCUACGAUUGUCAUGGAAGGGACAGUCAAAGAAGUGGCCAUUCAAGAAGAGAAACUGACUGGCAUAGGCAUUGAAUUUCAGGGUAUUCCAGCAGGAGAACAUAACGGAAAGCGAGGCUAUCAACUGACUUUUGCCAUCGCUUACAUCAGGGAUAUUGGACUGGAUUAUGGCGUUGUUGCGGAAUCGUUUGAGACGUCAGUUCCAUGGGACCGUGUCGUUAAUGUCGUUAACAACACAAAAAGCCGUUUGGAAAAGGAAUGCGCUGACCGCAAAUUUUCGCACUCGUUUAUUUCGGCUCGAGUCACUCAAGUAUACGAUGCUGGUGCUUGCAUUUAUUUCUACUUUGGCUUUAACUAUGGAAACAUGAGCAUGCUGCAGGCCGUAGAAGUUUAUGAAGAGCUCGAGAUUAUUGCUCGCGAUGAAAUUAUGGCAUCCGGAGGCUCCUUGUCACACCAUCACGGCGUUGGCAAAAUUCGUAAAAAGUGGUUGCCUUCCAUUUUAACGUCCAAUGCUAUCAACGUUCUCCAUUCCAUUAAAAGUACCGUUGAUCCGCAAAAUAUUAUGGCGGCCGGUAAUUUAGUGUUUGACUAAAUAUUAGUUUCCUUGACAUUCUUGGUUGAAUCCGCUCAAUAUCGAGAUCAUUCAAUUACAAUUACAUCAAUUACAAAUUUUCAUUUUACUCUAAAAAAUAAACCCAUGGACCUUGAUACAACAAUUGAAAAUUCUGAUUCUGCCAUAUUUUUUUUUAUUUUUUUUUUAAAUACCGAGAGUGCUUUUCUAUUAUCCUUCUUAAGAUGUUUGUCGUUCGUUUUCUUUUUUUUUAAAUGAGGAAAUAAACAGAAAGCCG
Messenger RNA from Daphnia pulicaria, 2355 nucleotides. RefSeq names its product alkyldihydroxyacetonephosphate synthase, peroxisomal-like (gene Agps). The record is from RefSeq and is a predicted model, not a curated record. Bases 255 to 2099 code for a protein of 614 amino acids. Gene Ontology annotation, molecular function: alkylglycerone-phosphate synthase activity; FAD binding. The transcript has 10 exons. Gene Ontology annotation, biological process: lipid biosynthetic process. NCBI's taxonomy places the organism in Eukaryota, Metazoa, Arthropoda, Branchiopoda, Diplostraca, Daphniidae.